Trypanosoma rangeli is the source of this 348-nucleotide messenger RNA. RefSeq lists its product as uncharacterized. The record is from RefSeq and is a predicted model, not a curated record. Bases 1 to 348 code for a protein of 115 amino acids. NCBI's taxonomy places the organism in Eukaryota, Euglenozoa, Kinetoplastea, Trypanosomatida, Trypanosomatidae. Gene Ontology annotation, cellular component: MICOS complex; mitochondrion; mitochondrial inner membrane. The transcript has a single exon.
AUGACGACACGGGUAUCGACAGUGGCAAGUGGGAGGGUGCUGCUUCCACGGGAGUCCCUCACGGAGGCGGAGAAGUGGCGGUACGUCAUUGAUAAUACCCUCAGAGUGGGUGGCUUAGGUUUUCUCAGUGGCACCGCAUUUUCGCUCGUUGUGUUUCGCGCCGUCGGGCCACGCAUUGUGGUGACGGCGUUUGGCGGUGGUUUCGGCCUUGGCAAGUCGUACGUGGACAUGAGGUACGUGUUCGGCCACGACGUGGUUGCGGAUGCCGUCUGGACGGCGGAAGUGGUGAAUAAGAGAGGUUGCAGUGCGCCCACAGCAAAUGAGGGCGAGGAUGCCAGCCCCCAAUAG